AUGUCAACCGACAACAGGCAGACGACAUCUGAAGUGGAGGCCAACUUCCUCCGCUGGUUCCGCCAAUCCGGAGGGACCCUCGACCAACGAUGCCGUAUCCAACCCAUCCCUGGCAUGGGCAGAGGCAUGGUCGCCACAUCCCCCAUUAAAGCAGGCGACACCAUUUUUGUGAUCCCUCGUCACGUAUUGCUCAAUCUUGCUACAUCAACUCUCGCUCAACGAUGCACAGAAGCUGAAGCCUCCACUUCCUCCUCAAGUAGCUCCUCUUCGGAUGCGCUGACUUGGAAGCAGAUCAGCAAAAUGGGCUGGCUACCUCUCAUAUUGGCCAUGAUGUACGAGCGUAGAAGAGCCGCCAAACUCUUCUCCGCAUCAACGUCGAGAUCAAGUGCUGAAGACGGAGAUGUGUCGAUGGAGAACCUUGAAGCAGCACCAUCGAAUAACAUCGCUCAGGUCGAAGGCACCGAUGAGGAGGGCGCAGCAUACCGCGAAGCUCCACGACAGUUUGGUGAGCAAAAUUGGGGAGCGUACUUUGAAAUCAUGCCAACAGAGUUCAGCACGCCGAUGUUCUGGCAAGAAGCAGAUCUGAAACAUUUGGCAGGCACUUCGAUCGCGGAUAAGAUCGCGAGAGAUGAGGCUGAGGCGGAUUACCACAUUAAGGCGCUUCCCUACAUUCAAUCGCUACCAGAUGUGUUCCUGGAUGGCGUCGAGAGUGAGGAGCAGCGUGAUGCAGAGGUUCGGGAAUGGUACCCGCUCGAGACAUACCACAUUAUGGGAUCGAGGAUUUUGAGUCGCAGCUUUCACGUCAAGAGUCGGAAGAAAGGAUUGGAAGGGAAGACGGUUGAUAUGGACGAUCUGGACGAUGAUGAGGACGAGGAGGUUGAUGAGUCCGAAGCGGAAGUGCUGGAAGAUGAGGGUGAGGCCGAUGCAGCAGAGGCCAGGACGGAUGAUGAAGCGGACGAAAGCAAACAAGAUGAUGGAGAAGUGGAUGAGACCAAAGACGACGGCAACGAAUCAGACGAAAGCGAUGAUGAUGAUGAUGAUGAUGACGACGAAGAAGAGCAAGAGCAAGAAAACGUGAUCGAUAUCUCGAUGACUCCCAUGGCAGACAUGCUCAACGCGCGAUUCGAAUCCGAUAAUGCCCGACUUUUCUACAAGUCGCACGUCCUCGAGAUGCGAGCUACCAAACCCAUCUCUGCCGGUGAACAGAUCUUCAACACCUACGCCGACCCACCGAACAGCGAUCUCCUACGUCGAUAUGGUCACGUUGACGAACCCAACGGAAGCGAUGUAGUCGAACUCGAUGCGAAACUCAUCCUCCAAGCUACCUUCUCCCACCUUUCCUCUCUUCUCCCUCGCAAUGAAGAAGAUCUGAAGAAGGAUCUAGAAGAGAGACUGGAAUGGGCAUGUUCAUCCCUCGGCAUUGACGAAGUGUUCAUCCUUAACUACCUCUUCACACCGUCUAAAAAGCCGCCACACAGAGCAGAGCCCGAGAAACCGAGCCCAAAAGAACUCAAAGCAGCAGCCACUGGCGGCGGAAUCUCCGAAGAGAUGAUCGCUCUCGCCCGCGUCCUUACUCAGUCAAGGGAGACGUUCGAGAAGGCGAAAGCGAAAGGAAAAGGUCCGAGUGCGAGAGUGGAAGCGCAAGAAGAACACUCUUUGGAAGGAGGCAAGACUGUGCGUGUCUCUGUCAGUGAGAUUAUGAUGAAUGCGAUCGAUCUCAGGCUGAGAGAUUAUCCAAAUGGUGGUUCGGUCGAGGAGGAAGAAGCAAAGUUGUACGGAAGCCGGAAGGGUGAGGUGAGUGGAGAGAAUGAGAGAAGGGCACUGGUGGUGAGGUUGGGAGAAAAGAGGGUGUUGAUGGAUCAGAAGAGAGUGCUCAAGUACGUGUUGGAGAGGUUGAAGGAGGCAGAAGCAGAGAAUGCGAAGAAGAAAAAGGAUCUCAAGGACGCAGGCAAACGUAAAGGAGGAAGCUCGAAUGGGAAACCUCGCAACAGCGGUAGUGACAAGAAGAAGCAGCGUCGCUGA
Messenger RNA from Ustilago hordei, 2022 nucleotides. RefSeq lists its product as uncharacterized. The record is from RefSeq and is a predicted model, not a curated record. The coding region runs from base 1 to 2022 and encodes 673 amino acids. Gene Ontology annotation, molecular function: protein-lysine N-methyltransferase activity; protein binding. The transcript has a single exon. Gene Ontology annotation, cellular component: nucleus. NCBI's taxonomy places the organism in Eukaryota, Fungi, Basidiomycota, Ustilaginomycetes, Ustilaginales, Ustilaginaceae. Gene Ontology annotation, biological process: peptidyl-lysine monomethylation.